AAAUGUAUGGAUGAAGCAAACACGUACAAUGAUUUUGUCAACAAAUUAAAAAUUAUCCCUACUGGGCGUAUUCAAACCCUAUUGCAAGUUUUCGCGAUCUGGGAUUUUCGGCGGAGUAAGGUCGCGAUAGAGAUAGGGAUGUGGAGAUUUCAGAUCCGGUACUCGACGGAGUAAGGCUCUUCGUUGCCUUUUUCUUCUGGUACUCUACGGCGGCUAGGGAUGUGAAGCCGGAUGAUUUCAGAUCCGUUGCUCUUUUUUAUCCGGCAAUGAAGUGGAGAAGCGGCGGGAGGCGGCUAGCGGCGAUGACAAUUCUCCAAAAGAAGUGGGCCUUCAAUUCUGUGGCUAAGAGAAGUGGGCAAUCCGCUCAUCCCCUGCAAAUCUCCAAAAGGUAGAGGUGGUGGGGUGAAAUUGGCCGGAGGCGACGAGGAUGCAACUUGCGAGGAAGACGAGGAUGCAACUUGCUCCUCUCAAGUGCGAUCUCCGGACUCUCAAGUACUUCCGCUAGCUAUCGGCAUCAUCGAAUUGUCUUGUAAUUAGGAUUUAGCCUGGGAAUUGUUUCGAAUUUGGGAUUGUCUCCUUGGGUUGCUCGGAGAUUCGGCUGUCGGCGGGUCAUCUCCCCCACAGGCCUGAAUGCGGCCUUGUCGGUUACAAUCACGAACAGGGUGGCGGUUACGCUUCUUGGCGGACGGUUCAGAUGAGUAUUCUUUUAUCAUUUAUUUUUUUCUUUAUUAUUAUUAUUAUUUCUUUCUUUUCCUUAAUAAUUAUCCUUCAUACUUUAUUUGUUUUUAAUUAUUCUUUCCAACUUUUUUCAUUUUUCUCGUAUGUAUCUAUUGCCUUCUUUUUAAAUUUAUAUACUUGCAAACUGUUAGGUCCCCGAAAUUUAGGUUGCACCUUUUAUUAAAAAGAAAAGGUUUAGGUGUGUAUCGAGUGGUGUUGGUUAUCUAGGGUUUCCUGAUGACCUGGUAUUAUAUUUCAAGGGCAAAUUGCUGCCUUAUGUCUAUGUUGACUUGUUAGCUCUUUGGCCUGGAUUGCCCUAGUAGGGACCUUUGUUUGCUCAUUUUGCAGGUGAAGAUUCAAUGGCACAAUAGUCUAUCGGUGGCGGCUGUCUUGUCCACUAGGUGGCCUUUUGAUGAGAUUUGAUGGAGCACUUGAACAGUAUUAAUAUUUAGUUUGAUGGUGCGGUCAAGCAUAGUCACGAAGGUAGUAUUCGCUUUGUGUGUUUCCAAUCGUCAGAUACGGCGGGAUGGUGGGAGGCGACUUGGCGCAUGAUCGGGGUGGAGCUCUAUUUGAGGAUACUCGAAGCUUAGUUUCUCACUUCAGUCGAAUUUCUUACUGCUUUGUUUCUCGUCAACUAAAUAGGGCUGCCCAUCAUGUGGCACAAAAGGCCCUAUCAUCGGGAGUUCGACCAUUGGUCGACUCCCGCGUUUUUCUUUCUUCCACUUUGUGACUAUCUUUUCAACACUGACUUUGCAAAAAAAAAUAAUCCCUAUUGCCAAUUCGUGUCUCAGAAGACUAUAGAUUCUUAAAAAAAAUACGGUCAAUGCAUGAGGCAACCACUAUGAAAUUAUGACUAAUAAUAAUAAUAAAUAGCCUCAAACCUCUCCCGGCCAAAUUCAUGCAUGGAGGACGACAAUGAAAUUAAUCUACUAUAUUGUGUGCAUUGGUGAAAAUGUGAAAUCAAAUACACUCCAAUUACAAAAAAAAACAAAAACAUCGUUACUUCCAACAACUUCCAUGCAGCAGAAGGGAGCACAUGAAGGCAGUAGUACGGCCAAUACUACGAUGUCGCAAUAAAAACUGCGGCACCGGUGAUGCUUCAUGUGAUUGGCUACGUGGAGUUUAUGUGGCAGGACGGGAAUGAUUUAGCCCGAGACAAAAGCCCAUACGUAUCGGGUACUAACCAACCCGCCCUUCCCACACUAACUAAGAAUCCUCUUCGUCCAAACCAAACGAUUACUUAUUUUUUGUUUGCCAAACUGUGUUUUCUUUUAUUAAUUGAAAAUGUAAUUAUUUCCCGGAAGAUUCAGAAAACAGGGGACGACGAUAGCGAACCAAAAGGCAGGUCUUCGUUCUCCUUCUCCGGCAUUCUCCCCAAAAUUGCUCCGGUGACUUGUUCGUGGUCGAUCCCAUCUCCAAAAUCGCCCAUGUGACUUGUUCAGAGGCGAAGAAAUCUGUAUCUUCGCGAGACUCUGUCACCAACGAAAAGCGUCGGCACCAAAUACUAGUCGGGUCCAAGUCAGAGCUAGUGGGAAUUCAAUUUCAAUCCAAACGAGCUAGCAUCUUUAAUUUGAAGUUCAAUCAAAGCGAGCUAUCGGGAGUUCAAAUCCAAUUCAAACGAGUUAGCGGGAAUGAAUGAUGGGAACAACAGCUAUAAGGUAUAGGAUAAUACAUGGAUACCAGAAACAGUACUUGCGAACCAUGGAAGCACCAUCUUCUCUUCCUCCUUCUGUAACGACCAGGGCCGAGUUUUAAGGAGUUGCAGGCAUAAUGAAAAAUCAGAGUUUCCCAAUUCCCUCUUCUUCAUUCUCUCCUCUCCCUCUCCUCCCCAAUUCUUCUUCUUGCUGGAACGAAUCCGCAUUGGACAAGCCGCUGAUUUAUAAACCCUAAACAGAAACUCCUAGGGUUCUGACUACUUUUCUGGGUUUUGAUGGAAGGGAGAAGAAGACAAAAGGUUAGCGGCGGUAGAGGGCUUUGCCGAAGGCGAGGAAAAGAGCCAUCACAUGUGCAAGUCAUGAGUUUCGUCGAUGGUGUAGGCAACGUGGACCGGAGGCAGACCCAUUUGUCGAUUUUAACUUCUUGGGGCUUAGAUAACAACCUUGCCUCCCACUGCCUUUGUCCAUCAUUUCUAACCAUGGCCUCUGUCUCUCGCUAAAGUCUGGGUAUGAUUUUGACACUAUUUGUUUACUAAUAAUCUAUUUUGUUAGUUGUUGUUUCCCCCAGAUGGAUGAGAUUCAAAUUGUUCGUAAUGGAAGAUUCUAGUUAACUGCAGAUGCUGAUGACCGUCGAUAAAGAACCCAGAAAUCAACGCAAACAAAGAAAAACAAUCUAAACCCUAAGUAACCAAAUCGAAUCCCCAAAACCCAACAUGAAAGCCACCUCUUACCUUCGCCAUCUCUGCCAUCCGUCUCUGUCGUUUCAUGUCAUCGUCUUGCAUUCCUCGUCAUUUACCAGAAAAAGGGAGUAGGAGAAGGCAGAUUGGGAGAAGAGAAGUAGAGACGGGAGAGGUGAGAGGAAGGUAGGCAAGGAUCAAAUUAAUGAGCAGAUCGGGAGGAAAGAGGGGUCGAUCAGUAGGAAAAAAGAAGGAAUCGAUUCAUGAUUUUUUUCUUGGGUUCGUUGUUCGGAAGCGAUGCAGAGAGAAAUGGAAUGACAGAGAUUAACGAAGAAAGAAAUGAAAAGAUU
Molecule: messenger RNA, 3399 nt
Organism: Linum trigynum
Lineage: Eukaryota; Viridiplantae; Streptophyta; Magnoliopsida; Malpighiales; Linaceae
Source: the annotation of a GenBank genome assembly